Molecule: messenger RNA, 825 nt
Organism: Plectropomus leopardus (leopard coralgrouper)
Lineage: Eukaryota; Metazoa; Chordata; Actinopteri; Perciformes; Serranidae
Source: RefSeq, a predicted model, not a curated record
CUCUCCAUCACUUUGUCUGCAUCCACAGCAUCAACACAGGCAGGGGGAAUUGAAAUAGCCAAGAUGCCAGAGAGAGCACCGGAGAGGAAAUCUAAAAUCUCAGCUUCUCGCAAGCUCAUGCUGAAGAGCUUGAUGGUCGCCAAGGCCAAGGAGGAGCUGGAGCAGGAGAUGGAGGAAAAAGAGGAACAGAAGGCAAAGUACCUUGAAGAAAAGUCUCCUCCGAUACACACCGCUGGCAUGUCGUUAGCAGAGCUACAGACUUUAUGUGAAGAGCUGCAUGCCAAAAUAGACGUGGUGGAUGAGGAGCGGUACGAUAUUGAAGCCAAAGUCUUGCACAACACCAGAGAGAUCAAAGACCUAAACAUCAAGGUACUGGACCUGCGAGGGAAGUUUAAGAGACCCAGCCUGAGGAGGGUGAGGGUGUCUGCUGAUGCCAUCCUGCGCUCCCUGCUGGGCUCCAAACACAAAGUGUCUUUGGAUCUGCGAGCUAAUCUUAAAUCAGUCAAGAAGGAGGACACAGAAAAGGAGAAGACGGUGGAGGUGAGUGACUGGAGGAAGAAUGUGGAGGCCAUGUCGGGCAUGGAGGGCCGCAAGAAGAUGUUUGAUGCAGCUAAAGGUCAAAACCAGUGAGGAGGUGCUACUAAAGUCCCAUCUGGCUUUUUAAUUUACACCGAAUACUGUCACUUUUAAACCAAAAAAAUCAGAAUACAGCACAAAAUAUACAUGCAUCAGCUCUGGAGGACAUCACACGUUCACAGAUAAUCUUUUGCUAUUUUAUGAUCAGGACAUUUUCUGUGUGAUUUGUUUCAUUUUCACUGAAAUAAA